This is a messenger RNA of Saccostrea echinata, 2759 nucleotides long. Its product is annotated as beta-1,3-galactosyltransferase 1-like. Gene Ontology annotation, cellular component: membrane. The coding region runs from base 288 to 1403 and encodes 371 amino acids. The transcript has 2 exons. The record is from RefSeq and is a predicted model, not a curated record. Gene Ontology annotation, molecular function: hexosyltransferase activity. Lineage: Eukaryota; Metazoa; Mollusca; Bivalvia; Ostreida; Ostreidae.
GACUGCACAUAACUUCGUCUGUUCAAAGUUAACACCACUCUAAACAUACCGGAAAUAUUGUUGAAGAGCGGAAGAAACACAUGUUUAACAUAGGGAACUAAAAGUGAAAAUUAUGGGAAAAUAUCUAUCGAUCUGUGUACAUGUGCGAUGAUCGGAUUAUAUUUUAAACAGAUUCUGUACGUAUCGAAUCUGUAUUUACAAAGGAUGGAACUCAAAGUUUUUUCUAAUCUGAAAGAUGCGGUUGAUAUGAAAGGGAGAAGAUGGUGAAAUAAUAAAACACAGGUACAAUGUUUCCCCGAUCGUCGUUCCUUUAUAAAUGGACGGUUAUCCUACUACUUUUGAUUGUGUUGAUGUACUCUUUCCUAAUUCAAAAAACUACAAGAACUUUCUUACAAAAAAGAUUCCCAAGUGAAUUGGAUACUCAGUUUGUUUUGGAAAAAAGGUCAACUCGUGCAACCAAUGAAAUUUAUCGGACGGCCAACUAUGGCGUCACAAAUUCGACAUUUUCAAGUUUAAUGUCGACUUCGCCUCCUAUCGUGAAUCCACACGACUUUAGCUACAUCUUGAACCCAGCAAAUAUGUGUGCUGGAAAAGAUAUUUAUUUUAUUGUGUAUAUUCAUACAUCACCGACAAAUUUUCGGAAACGCCAAACAAUUCGACACACUUGGGGCGAUCCACAUCUUCUGAAAAAAUUCAAGGCUAGGUUAGUGUUUGUUCUAGGAAAAGUUGCAGACGAGAAAGUGAUGACGAAAAUAAAGAUGGAGUACAAUCAUUAUGGGGAUAUUGUACAGGAAGAUUUCAUGGACUCCUAUAGAAACUUAACCUACAAAGGAAUAGCUGCCUUCCGGUGGAUAACGCAUCAUUGUCGAAAUGCUACUUUUGCAAUAAAAUCAGAUGAUGAUAUUAUGAUAAAUCUUUUUAAAAUUGUUGACGAAAUAAAACUCAAAACGGUGAACAAAUACGGAACAAAGAACCUCAUUUUGUGUAAUCAGUGGAUACGAAUGAAAGUGCUAAGGGACGAGAAAAGUAAAUGGUAUAUUCCAAAAGCUGACUUCGAGCCGGAAUUUUUCCCACCGUACUGUUCUGGUUCAGCAUUUAUACUCAGCGUGGAUGUAGUCGAAAAGAUGUACAAAGCCUCAUUUUACACCCCAUUCUUUUGGGUGGACGAUUAUUACAUCACCGGUGCCCUUGCAAAGGCAAUCAACAUAAAGCAAAAACGUUGGAAUGAUUUUUAUAUGCUAAACGGCAAAGUUGUUGCCGAGAUAUUAAGAAACAAGUCAAAAAACAAGUAUGCAUUUUUUCAUAUAUCUAAAUUAAACUCUAUUCAUAAAAUGUGGCAAAAUUUAGUUAGUGGAAUGGAGGCUGACUCUAAAAACACAAAUGCUACAACACCGAAAUCCUGACGAAAAUUAUCAGGUAUUAUUGAAUAUAGACAUUUUUGUUAAAAGCGACUUAUAAUUGUACAUUCCCGACUGUUUUUUAAUCAUUCUAACUUGUUUCCAUUUUGUUAAGUCAUAAUUUAUAUUUUUGACGAUUUUAUUUGUAAAUUUCCUAAAGUUACGAUGUAUGGAAGAAUUUAGUAAAUAUGUAUCUUGCCUUGUAUAUGUUACAUUUAACCCUAAUAAAACUUGACUCUAAGAUGAAAGCAAACGCAUGAUUAAUACACAUGAGAAAAGAAAUCGCUUUUCCAAAAGCGUUUUCAUUCCAUCUUCAAUGGAAAGCAAAUUAUUAAUCCUAGAAUUGUUUGCAUGUACAUUAAAGUUCUUGCUUGAACAAGUUUUUUGAGAAAUUAUUUUGCGUAUCAACAAAAUGCAAGAAGGGACUAUAUUUAACAAAGCCACCAGAAAGGGGUACUUUCGGUGCACUUGCACCCCUUUAAAACAAUUCAAACAAAGAAUAUUCAUUAUUCAUCUAUUCUAUUCACAGGAAAUCAAGCUUAUUGGUAAUACAUGUAUAUAUAAAAUUAUGAGAUGAUUUUAACAUCUGUCAACAUUAGCUAAGCGAAUUUCCUACUAAAACUGUUUUAAAAAGGACGAUAUGAUUCAUUUUUUGUAGCAUAUUUCGUUUAACAGUAAAGAAAUGACUAGUCAUUCAAACAAGUAACCAUGGUAACAGAGAACGAAUGUUAGUACAAGUGUUUUAUAUGUGUUUUUAAUCCUUGUUGUUUUCAUUGUUAAAUUUUGCUGUUAUUCUUUGAAUAAAUAUGUUGAUACUGAACAUCUACUGACAGCACAAUCAGAUUUUAAGUGUAUUUUAUUCUCACUGUAUUUUAAUUACAUGUGUUAUUGUUUGCUUUUUAAUUUAUUUUACUGAUGGCUGCAUCAGCCCACAUAUUUAAGUAAAUGAAUUCAAAGAUAUUUACUUUGUACUUUAUAUAAAAAGGUGCAUCCACUGAACACACACGUUACAAAUGUUCUAGGUUCCAAUUGUGAACACUCCAAAUUAUGAAGUGAGAAAAGUGAACAAUUGUUUUUGUCAUUUUGUUUAGGAAUUUGACUGCAAAGACGUACGUAAUACUGGGGUACAAAGGAAAUGAUUGGUUUUUUUUUUCGCUUCUUUCUUUCUUUGUUUUAAAAAAAAUGAAUAAAGACAUAUGAAUGUGAAAAGGGCAGUAAACCAUUGAUUACUCUCCUUUACUAUAAAAUUAUUGUUGGUGAUGAGUUUCCUUGUAAUAUGUGGAAAUUUUCUGUAAAUUGCUGUUUAUAUUCGUUUCAUUGGAGUCAAAACAAAGCUAAGCAAUAAAUUCUAAGUUGCCAGUC